UUGAUUAUUUCAAUAACUGUACAAAAUCAUUUUUAUUGUGUUAAAUCAUGUAGUUACUGUUUGUAAAUCUAUUUUUUAGACAUGGAAAACUGCAUAAAAUGCCCUGAAGAUGAGUGGUCCAAUGAGGAUAGAAAUGAGUGCAUCAAGAAAACCAUUGUCUUUCUUUCUUAUGACGAACCUCUGGGUUUCAGUUUAGCAAUCUUAGCAAUUCUUUUAUCAAUCACAACAUCUCUAGUCCUUGGAAUCUUUAUCAAGAACAGACAAAGCCAGGUCGUAAAAAACAACAAUCUUGAACUUAGUUACAGUCUUCUCCUGACACUUAUACUAUCCUUUCUCUGCACCUUGCUCUUUAUAGGACGACCCAUGAAGGUGACCUGUUUGCUAAGACAAGUUACUUUUGCAAUCAUAUUUACCAUUAGCAUCUCAUCUGUUUUAGGAAAAACUGUGACCGUACUGAUUGCCUUUAAUGCUGUAACACCUGGAAGUAUGUUGAAGAUCUGGGUUGGAAAAAGAGUUCCGAGGUGUCUUGUUCUUCUUUUAUCACUGGGAGAGGUUAUGAUUUGCAUAGUGUGGUUUCUACAUUGCCCACCAUUCCCUGAUUAUGAUGCUAGAUCUCAAAAAUCUGUGAUGACCUUGAAGUGUAAUGAAGGUUCUGCUGUGGCAUUCUACAUUUCAGUAGGAUACAUUGGAAUGCUAGCCUCUGUAAGCUUCUUUACAGCUUAUCUUGCCCGCAGGUUACCCGACAGAUAUAAUGAAGCUUCACACAUCACUUUUAGCAUGUUGGUGUUCUGCUGUGUGUGGAUCGCUUUUAUUCCAACAUACUUAAGCUCCAAAGGCAAAUACAUGGUGGCAGUAGAGAUAUUUGCUAUUCUUUCUUCCAGUUCUGGAUUGUUGGGAUGUAUAUUUCUACCUAAGUGUUACAUCAUCCUUUUAAAACCUGAAAGAAAUAUCAGGAUGAAAGGUUUUUAAAAUAAACCAACAUUACUUAAUUAAAUUACACUUUCACAUUUUGCACAAUAUAUUUAUUUUACCCUGUCAUUUUUCUUGGUGAUUCUGGUAGAUCCCCAUCUCUCCCAGAUUUCCUUUUUUGU
Molecule: messenger RNA, 1091 nt
Organism: Xenopus laevis (African clawed frog)
Lineage: Eukaryota; Metazoa; Chordata; Amphibia; Anura; Pipidae
Product: vomeronasal type-2 receptor 26
Exons: 1
Coding region: 82-969 (295 amino acids)
Source: RefSeq, a predicted model, not a curated record